Messenger RNA from Mercurialis annua (annual mercury), 745 nucleotides. RefSeq names its product glutenin, low molecular weight subunit 1D1-like. Lineage: Eukaryota; Viridiplantae; Streptophyta; Magnoliopsida; Malpighiales; Euphorbiaceae. Bases 14 to 406 code for a protein of 130 amino acids. The transcript has 2 exons. The record is from RefSeq and is a predicted model, not a curated record.
UCGAGGUGCACACAUGCAACAACAACCGUUCAGUCCCACGCAACAACAACCGUUUAGUCCCAUGCACAUCCAACAACAACAUUUGCAACAGUGGGGAAAUCCACCUCCAUGGACUCAGUGGCAAUCUUGGGGAACGCCACCCUGCCCAUACCCAACUACUGGCUGGCCAAGGCAGCCAUCUCCUUAUAGACAGCAGCAAACCGGAUUAUUGGGUCCUAGGCCUCAGCAGGCUCAUGUUGCCGCAGCUAUAUCACCUCCUUCUUAUGCUCCAACAGAUAUUCAAGAGGCCAUGCACACUCUGUCUAUUUCCCCUCCCGAUGCUCACUGGUUUAUGGACACCGGUGCCACAUCACACAUGACCGCAAAUGGAGGAUUUUCAGACAGGAAUGCCUCUAAUGAGAUGUAAUAGCUUGGGUGAUCUGUAUCCAAUUACCACAAAUCAUCACAUUGGAACCUCUACACCAUCUACUUUUGCCGCUUUAUCACCUGAUUUAUGGCAUAGUCGUUUAGGACAUCCGGGAACACCUAUUUUAAGCUCUCUUCGUCAAAACAAUUUUAUUGUUUGUAAUAAAUUUCGGGAUAAUUUUUUUUGUCAUUCAUGUCCUCUUGGAAAACAAGUUAAAUUACCUUUUUAUGACUCUACUUCAUACACCACAUUACCUUUUGAUAUUGUGCACAGUGAUCUUUGGUCAUCUCCUAUUCUUAGUUCGGGUGGCCAUCGUUAUUACGUUUUAUUUCUUGAUAA